AUGGGGAUUAUUGAAGGAUACAGUUCAAGUUCAGAUUCCGAAAAUACAAAUGAAAGUUUAUUUCUGAACAACGUUCAGGGAACAGAUGGUACUCCCUUAACAUCUAAAAAGAGACAUCACUUCACAAAAAGAGAAUUAAAGAAGAGAAAACAGGCAAGAAAAACUAAUAGUCCAUGGGGAUCUUGGAGCAGUGAAGAUGAAGGUAAAUAUCAACCCGACGAUUACACUAACGAGGAUAAAGUGGAUGAGAAAUUUGAAUUAGUAGAUGAUGACUCAGAUACAGUUAGCACCGAUGAUAUUGAAAUAUCUCAUUUUUAUGGUAAAUCGGAAAAAGAUUAUCGAGGUCGUAGUAGCAUAUUAAAUCCACCAGUGGACAUAGAAACUACUUUAGAUAAAAAAAGCCUUACAUUCAAAACAUAUCUCCCAAAGAAGGUUAAAUACACUUUUGAAGGCCACAAGAAUGGUACAACAAGUUUAAAGUUUAUCCCAAAUACAGGUCAUUUAUUUCUAUCUGGGGGGAAUGAUAAUAAGAUAAAAUUAUGGGAUUUUUAUCAUGAAAGAAUUUGUAUAAGAGAUUAUGAGGGACAUUCUAAAUCAGUCAAUUCCAUGGAUUUUGUCAAUGACGGUACAUCGUUCAUUAGUAGUUCAUAUGAUAAAACUGUAAAGGUUUGGGAUACGGAAACUGGGUCCGUCUUAAAGAGGUUACGAUUUAAAGAUGGGGUCAGUUGUUGUGAAUUUCGUCCUACAGGAAUGAACGAAUUUAUAGUUGGUCUUUCUGAUUCGAGAAUCUUGCAUUAUGAUACACGGGUAACUGAACAAAAUGGACUUGUUCAAACGUAUGAUCAUCAUAUCGGAGGCAUUCUGGAUGUCAAAUAUUUCCAAGAUGGAUCCAAAUUUAUAUCAUCUUCUGAAGAUAAGACUGUAAUGAUUUGGAAUAGUGGAGUUAAUAUUCCUAUUAAAAAUAUCAGUGAUACAGCGCAGUAUUCUAUGCCUGUUAUUAACACACAUCCAACUCAAAAAUAUUUUUGUACCCAGAGUAUGGAUAACGCCAUAUAUACAUAUAAUAUGAAACCAAAGUUUAGGAAACUUCCAAAUAAAAUAUUCAAAGGACAAAAAUCGGUAGGUUAUGCUAUAGGAUUUACAUUCGCACCAGAUGGACAUUAUAUAUGUUCCGGAGAUAUCAGAAGUAAAGUUCUAUUGUGGGAUUGGACAACAUCGAAACUUCUAAAAGAGAUAUCAAUUCCAGGAAAAUCACCAAUUUCUCAAGUCAAGUGGCAUCCACAAGAAACGAGUAAAGUAAUUUGCUCAGGACCUGCAGGUAAAAUAUAUUUACUUGAUUAA
Messenger RNA from Maudiozyma barnettii, 1341 nucleotides. RefSeq names its product Cdc40p (gene CDC40). The transcript has a single exon. Gene Ontology annotation, molecular function: protein binding; mRNA binding. The record is from RefSeq and is a predicted model, not a curated record. Gene Ontology annotation, cellular component: catalytic step 2 spliceosome. The coding region runs from base 1 to 1341 and encodes 446 amino acids. Gene Ontology annotation, biological process: mRNA splicing, via spliceosome. NCBI's taxonomy places the organism in Eukaryota, Fungi, Ascomycota, Saccharomycetes, Saccharomycetales, Saccharomycetaceae.